Messenger RNA from Lynx canadensis (Canada lynx), 2323 nucleotides. RefSeq names its product YY1 associated factor 2 (gene YAF2). Gene Ontology annotation, cellular component: nucleus. The transcript is spliced from 5 exons. The coding region runs from base 141 to 755 and encodes 204 amino acids. Lineage: Eukaryota; Metazoa; Chordata; Mammalia; Carnivora; Felidae. Gene Ontology annotation, biological process: positive regulation of DNA-templated transcription. The record is from RefSeq and is a predicted model, not a curated record. Gene Ontology annotation, molecular function: DNA binding; transcription coregulator activity.
GGCUCCGGAGCUCGGCGGUGCGGCCUUCCCCGCCCCCUCCUCCCUCCUCCCCCGCCCGCUUCCGCCCGGCUUAUUAUCCUCCUUAUUGACAAACAGAGCGGCCGCGGCGGCGACUCUCCGCGUGCAUCUGUAGCCAAGCCAUGGGAGACAAGAAGAGCCCCACCAGGCCGAAGCGGCAGCCGAAGCCGUCCUCGGAUGAGGGUUACUGGGACUGUAGCGUCUGCACCUUCCGGAACAGCGCCGAGGCCUUCAAGUGCAUGAUGUGCGAUGUGCGGAAGGGCACCUCCACCCGAUCCACAUUCUUUGAAGUUAUUGUGAAUGCCUCGAGGACCAAGGAACCGUUGAAAUUUCCAAUUUCAGGAAGGAAACCUCGACCUGUCUCCCAGUUGGUUGCACAGCAGGUUACCCAGCAGUUUGUGCCCCCUACACAGUCAAAGAAAGAGAAAAAAGAUAAAGUAGAAAAAGAAAAGAGUGAAAAGGAAACAACUAGCAAAAAGAACAGUCAUAAGAAAACCAGGCCAAGAUUGAAAAACGUGGAUCGGAGUAGUGCUCAGCAUUUGGAAGUUACCGUUGGAGAUCUGACAGUCAUUAUUACAGACUUUAAGGAGAAAACGAAGUCACCGCCUGCAUCUAGUGCUGCUUCUGCAGAUCAACACAGUCAGAGUGGGUCUAGCUCUGAUAACACAGAGAGGGGAAUGUCCAGGUCAUCUUCACCCAGAGGAGAAGCCUCAUCACUGAAUGGAGAAUCUCAUUAAAGUUUAUUUUCUCCAGUUUCUUAGUCACUUCUGUCAUAACAUGCAAAUACACAGAUUAUGCCAAGAGGUACCACAUUUUCAUGACAAACAUAUUCAUGCACAAUCCAUAAUUUGCGUUUUACAUAAGAUAGAAAUUUGUUAGAAUUUAUUGCAAUCUAUGCCUACCAAAAAUUUCCAAACUUAACAUUUUGGUCUCCACAGUUAAAGGUGCCAUGAAAAUGUGGUUGAAUUAUUCAUUAUGCAGUGUUAUUGGUAAGUCUAUUUUCACUUUUAGUUUAGUGAAUUCUAACACAUAAUUCUCUACUAUUGGCAUGUAUGAAUUUCAAUUUUUAUAACAUAGUGCAAGCUGCCUAAAUAUGUAUUAUUUGAGAAUUGUGAAACAAAUAGUUAUAUGUAUACAAGUCAAAGAUCAACUUAAUCAACUAUUGCUGCAACAGGAUUUUCUUAAUGGUUAUCCUCUUAAAUACACCUGCUGGUACUUGGUGUGGUUAAAUAGGAAAAUUGUUAUUAAAUAAAGAAUUUGUAUGAACCGUUGCCAAUGUUUUUGACACAUUUUACUAAAUUAUUGUUCCUGAAUUAUGUUUCUGGUUUUAUCUUUGUUUUUGUUUGUUUAUCUUUUAAAACAUUCAUUAUUGUAAUGUUUUACUAGCAGAGUAGUAAACAAUAAAACAUUGAUUAUUUAGCUUUAUAAUUCAGGUUUAGUCCUCUUGUCAUUGAACACUGGUAUGUUUUCUGUAUGGAAUAAAACAUUACAGUUCAAAUAAUUAUAAACAUUUGGCAAAAACAGAAAAGAAACCUGACAUAUUUUAAAAGCUGCAAUUUUGGAAAAGCUUUAACUUAAUAAUAGUUUUAUCACUGUUGUCUUGCCCCAAACUUGUGCAGGGUCAUAGAAGUAUGAAUCUAAUUAAUACAGAAAUGGGAACUGUUGCACAGACCUGGGAAAUAACUAAUCUUAAAUCAGUUUAAUUGGCCUCUUAUUAAAUAUAAUGAUUUUUAUGAAAAUCACAGUAUCCUAUUUUCAGACACAACUGCCAGUUUAUGCAUUUAUCAAUAUCCUGAAAUUUAAAAAAUAUUUACAGCCCCACUUACUAUUAUGUAAAAUUACCAAUAAAAUAUUUUUAUGACUACAGAUUUUGCAUUUUUGUUUACAAGAAAUAAUGUUUCAUGUUGUAUUUAAAAAUCCAGCCUAGAAACCACACAGUACUUCUUAAAUUCUCAUAGGGUCUCCUGCUUCUUUUAGCCAUUUGCUUAAUAUGUAUCCACCUCUAGGAGACUUCUGGAAUAUAAAUUAACUUAAAAACAUAACCUGGAUACAAAAUACCACUUAAAAACACUAUGAUUGCAUUUGAAGAACAGAAAAAAAAAACAAAAAACAAACAAACAAAAAAAACAACCUGUAGACCCUGACAGUUGUGUAUUUGGUGGUUUCUUGUGGUAAUGUAAUUUUCCGUUUAAUUGCAGUACUUUUUCCAGGCACAAUGGGACUGUCUUUUUUGUAAGAUGCUAGUUGUGAAGUACAGUUAAUUGCAUACAGUAAAAGUCUGUGAUUAAAACAUUUAUAUACCUCA